Molecule: messenger RNA, 654 nt
Organism: Mustela lutreola (European mink)
Lineage: Eukaryota; Metazoa; Chordata; Mammalia; Carnivora; Mustelidae
Product: peptidyl-prolyl cis-trans isomerase-like 1
Exons: 1
Coding region: 58-558 (166 amino acids)
Biological process (GO): protein folding; protein peptidyl-prolyl isomerization
Cellular component (GO): catalytic step 2 spliceosome
Molecular function (GO): peptidyl-prolyl cis-trans isomerase activity
Source: RefSeq, a predicted model, not a curated record
GGUCCCCGGGAACCAACAUCGGAAGUAGCUUUGCUGCAAGAUUCCGUCGGCUGCGCUAUGGCGGCGAUACCCCCAGACUCCUGGCAGCCACCCAACGUAUACUUGGAGACCAGCAAGGGGAUCAUUGUGCUGGAGUUGUACUGGAAGCAUGCUCCGAAGACCUGUAAAAAUUUUGCUGAGUUGGCAUGUCGAGGUUACUACAAUGGCACAAAGUUCCACAGGAUCAUCAAAGACUUCAUGAUCCAGGGAGGUGACCCAACAGGAACAGGUCGAGGUGGUGCAUCUAUCUAUGGCAAACAGUUUGAGGAUGAACUUCACCCAGACUUGAAAUUCACGGGGGCUGGAAUCCUCGCCAUGGCCAACGCAGGGCCAGACACCAACGGCAACCAGUUUUUCGUGACGCUUGCCCCUACCCAGUGGCUUGAUGGCAAGCACACCAUUUUUGGCCGUGUCUGCCAAGGUAUAGGAAUGGUGAAUCGAGUAGGAAUGGUGGAAACAAACUCCCAGGACCGCCCUGUGGACGACGUGAAGAUCGUUAAGGCGUACCCUUCUGGGUAGGCUUGCUGCUCUCGAGGGCACGCCUGGAUCUUCCGGGAUGGCCCCAGUGAACCAGCUUCUGGAUGACCUAGAGUGACAUGUACUUAAACUUCAUUU